Molecule: messenger RNA, 4023 nt
Organism: Arthroderma uncinatum
Lineage: Eukaryota; Fungi; Ascomycota; Eurotiomycetes; Onygenales; Arthrodermataceae
Exons: 1
Coding region: 1-4023 (1340 amino acids)
Source: RefSeq, a predicted model, not a curated record
AUGGAGGACCAAGUUGCUCUUGAGUCCGUUGGCGUGAGUGGCAUCAUUGGGAGUCCCUCGAAUCGACCUGAAAUGUGUGGUAUUAGUACCCAAUGGAGUCUGUUGCGAGUACCAUACAUCGAAACGCUUGAUAAAGUUGAUUCGCCUUCGCCGCCGGAAACAUAUAUCUACAGUUUAGUACUUAACUGUAUUGCGGCAUUCUCUGAGAGCAUGGCCAAAUUUAUCAUUCCGUUAGCUGUCGCCGAAUCCAAGAGUAAACGGAAACGCAAUACCUCAGCUGCAGAUAAGGACAGAGGAUCGGCUCAUCAGGAUGCAGACCGCACAGAGUCAACUGGGAAUGGAGGGAGGUCGUCGGUUCCAUUGAACCCUUUAGAUCUAAAAUCUCACCCACAAAUCGCCAAUAUCCAGGCGACUGCUGGGAUAAUCGAGGUGUGCUGGCCAGCUAUACUUGCCACCUCGUCAACGUUCUUAUACGCAGCAUUGGACGGAGAAUUUUAUCACACGUUGGUCCGGGCGUUUCAAAAAUUAGCCCAUGUUGCAGGUCUUUUAAGAUUAUCUACUCCACGAGACGCAUUCCUCACAACCCUUGGAAAGGCCGCAGUCCCUACCGAUUUCCCGGGGUCCAACCCUGGUGCUACUACAGCUCCAGAUGGAAGCACAUACCAUUCUCCAGUUAUGGACCAUGCGUCCCAACGUUCAACAAGCGUUGCUGAGGUUGCGAACUCACCUAUCGAUAGCCCUAUCAACAUGCUAAAUACGAGAAACUUGCUCUGUUUACGGGCACUCCUAAAUUUGGGUAUUGCUCUUGGGCCCACUUUGGAUCGUGAUGCUUGGUCAAUUGUCCUUGAAACUCUUCAAAACGCCGAAUUAGUUAUCAACGUUACGAGUUCUACCUUCGUCUCGAUGCCGACAGAUCAAAAUGCAGAGGUUGGAGGCAUGGCUUCCGACGUACCCAAAUCCAACCUUGGGCCUGAAAUCAUGGCUGUUCAUGCUGUCACUAGUAAACUUUGUGAAAGCACUGGUGAUUACCCAAAUUCUGCUUUCAAAACGUUUCUUACGACUCUCUUAAGUUUACCAGAGAGCUUUACCAAAAGUACGGUUCCUCCAUCGGCCCAGAAACAGGCGUCAUCGCCUCUUCUCACUCAGGGGCAACAAGGAGGCCGGAUUCACCAGAACAAACGUAGUGUGUCGAUUGCUCUAGGCCGUAACAGGGUACGGGAGGACGAAUUGAAAUUCGUUCUUGAGAAAGCACACAGUGUGGCCAAUGCAAAUAUUGAACGACUUGCUCUCCCACAAGAUGACGGUAUCUGGGAAAUUUUGGUAAACAACCUUAUUAGGAUGAUCCAGAAUGAUCAGGUCAGCUCUGCACUGCGUCUCAAGGCCAGUGACGUGAUCAAUACAGUUAUCUCAAAAACCAUCAAACUGACCGAGUCCGCCGAGGAGGAAUCGAGGAACGACGUGCAACUACGGGGAUUACUCGCUUUGAAAUCCCAAUCAUCGAUGCCAAGCCAGGGUCGACGCCCUAGUUCCUCGCCUCGUGCAGCCGACUUGGAAGUACAUGAGCUCGCGCUUGAGACUUUGAAAUCUAUCCUGGAGGGUUCUGGCCAAUCGGUGGUUGCGGGCUGGAACUUGGUCUUCGAACUGAUUUCGAGCGCCUUCGAUAAACAAGUACCAGCUCUAGCGGAGAAAGACGAAGCUCAACGAUCACCCUUGCCGGCUCUUGGUGACUCGAGGAAAGUUAGCGUGAAGUCUCAGAAGCUCCUGAGGACAGCGUUCGACUCAUUACAGCUUGUGACCUCGGACUUUUUGUCGUUACUCCCUGCUUCUUGCCUGCUCGAGCUUGUCGAAUGUUUCUAUAGCUUUGCAUCGCAAAAGGAAGAUUUCAACAUUUCACUAACAGCCACUACAUCGUUUUGGAAUAUCUCAGACUUUCUUCGGGUUCAAAUCGACCAAUUUUCUUGCGAAGACGAAAUCACAGUUUCAACGACCGAGGCAUCCAUCGUGGAGAUUGCCAAAAACCCCGAAAACACUUCGUCGACUAGUGCACUGUGGUUACUUUUGCUCUUGAAGAUCGUCGAUCUUACCGUUGAUAGUCGUACCGAAGUUCGCAACAGCGCAAUUCAGACAAUGCUUCGAAUAUUGGAUCACUCGAGUGGACAACUGCCUCCGGGAAUAUGGCAUUUAUGCUUGAACAAGGUCCUUUUUGUGAUGGCGGAGGCGGUCCAAGUCAAAACUGUUCAAAUAAUGGAGUCUCCGAAGGCGAGCGCGGAACACCAAAAGUCAUGGGCGGAUACAGCAGUGCUAUUGAGCAAAGGACUGUCAAACCUCAUUGCCACAUACUUUGCUAUGAUCAUUCGGCACAAUAAUUUUAGUCAGUCCUGGACGCGACUACUUCGGUUCUAUGAGCCACUUCUCAAAUUAAAUUCCUGGGAGCUGAAGGAAGCUAUUUUUUCGAGUUUCUCUCAAAUUUUGUCUUGCUUACAGGCACCUGAGGAUAUUGGUACGAACUUGGUUCAACAAGCCUGGGCUCUCUGGGUCAACGGUAACCCGAUUUCCGAGGAGGAGAAGCAAGACUACGAGAAUUCAAACCAGAAGGGCCUCCUGGCUUAUUUCCAAGCAUACGAGCAGCUCUACAGGCUCCUUAAAAAUCAUCUGGGGGAAAGGCAAGUUCUCGAAGCACUACAAAAUGCGCAGGUAGCCAUAAAGCAAUCUGUUCAUUCAAAGUACUCUCCAGACACUGAAACUCCCUCGGAGUUGCAGGCGAGAGUCAUGGACUGUCUCAAAACCCUCUGCAUUGAUAAGCCACUUUCGCAAUCAGCAAUUAUGGAUAGUCUUUCCAAAUAUUUCCAAUUGCCUUUGAUAAAUUGGUCACCACAGGCUGACCGAGCGAAACCGAGUUUUGUUGCACUUUCCAAAGCCACAAUGCGCCUUUUAAGCUGGUACAUUACGGAUCAUGGAAUGAGAACCAACAUAUUGCUAGAUGGAACGCUAAGCAGCACACUUGAGCGGCUGACAUCCCCAAUCCUUAGCAAAUACAACUGGCCAGGAAAGGACGGUAGUCCAACUCUAUGGCAGACGGCAACGACAGCUUCUUUAGACCUAAUGCAGGUCGCAAUUCCAUACGUUGAGAGUCAAUAUCAAACCUGUGAGCGUGCCGUUACAGAACGAUUCUGGAAAUCCGUAGUAGGUGUUGUAAGGGGGAUAGUGUCGUGUGGAGAGUAUACUAAUCUAAAGUUAACACCGUCCGCUGUGUUAUCUGACGAGCAGUUCGAUAUCGCCGCCUUUGAACGUUUACGUGGUAUGAUCAUCCCGGCUCUCGGCUCGUCUUUCAUCUUUCAAAAAAUACGGCGCGAUUUUGCAUUUGUGAUAUUCGAUUCUUCACAUAUCUACCCGCCUCAACGUCUAGAUCUCGCGGGCGACUCUGCACAAAAUGAACCACUCCGCGAUCUAUACAAAGUCAGGCGAGGCCGCACGCAUGGCCCCCAGCCAACCAUUCGGACUAAAUUAUCAUAUGUUUUAAUUGACACACUAUUCGACCUAGCAUCUGUUCGCAACCCGACUGCAGGGGGCCAAGCUCCAUCACCAAAGAGCGUGGCACCGUAUAUCUCCCUUGCAAAGUCUGUGUCACCGUACCUUAUCUUACGCUGUGCCUUACCCUUGAAGUCCUAUAUUGCCGACCAACCACUUCUGGGUCUUAUGCCACAACCCAUAAUCUCACGCAAAGAGCUAAUGUACCUUCUGACCCGAUUGGUUGACUUGAGGAGCGAACCUACCGCUAUCCCGGCCGCCGGUCCCGCCGUUCCUAUAGGGGGGUCCGAUGAUGCCCUGGAUGAUGAGGACGAUGAAGAAGAAGAAGAAGGGGGGGAGGGGACGAAUGGCGACCAAACAGGGGCAAGGUUCAAGAGACAUCUCGGGUGGAUGCAUCCCCUUGUUAUUCGUGCAAUAACGGUUGCUAGCAAGGAGACGAAGGAUCGUCAAGUUCUAGAUGUGCUGACAAAGAUAUUAGAAGGUGCACAGGGAUAA